AUGUUACUUCGACAAUUCAAUCGCGUCUCCUCGCCGAGCUGGAUCUCGCGCGUUCCUUCAGCAAUGCCUCUACGCGCUAAGGUGACCAACCCUGCCUUUCGGGCAACAGCUAUGAUGUCAACUACUCCUGAUAUUCCCAAAGAGCUCCCCGGCGAUGAGCGCGAUGAUGUUCUGUUCAACUCGAUCUAUGGAAUCCGCAGCGUUGAGCUCAACCGACCCAAGAAGCUCAACUCCCUCAAUGGCUCAAUGGCUCGCAAGAUUCUCCCUCGGUUGAAGGAGUGGGAGAAAUCUCACCUUGCAAACAUGAUCCUCAUCUCCGGAGCGGGCACCAAGGCUCUCUGCGCAGGAGGCGACGUUGCUGUCCUGGCGCAGCAAAAUGAGAGUGGAGAGGAAGGACAAAAAGCAUCGACAGAUUUCUUCGGGCUCGAAUACCGCCUCGACCACCUGAUCGCUACAUAUUCGAAACCUGUUAUCUCAUUUAUGGAUGGAAUCACCAUGGGUGGUGGUGUCGGCCUCAGCAUGCACGCCCCCUUCCGAAUUGCGACUGAGCGUACCCUUUUUGCUAUGCCCGAAACCACCAUUGGCUUCUUCCCCGACGUUGGCGGCUCGUUCUUCCUCCCGCGUCUCGAUGGUGAGACCGGCACAUACCUGGCUCUGACCUCGGAGCGCCUGAAGGGUGUCCAGGCUCUGUAUGCAGGCAUUGCCACACACUACCUGCACUCGAGUGUUCUGAGCAGUGUGGCCCAGCGUCUUUCCGAGCUGACUUUCCCCGACCACGUCGAGCUUCCCGAGCGUUUGGAAAUCGUGAACAAGACUAUGGCCGAGUUCUCCCUUGGCCUCCCCCGCUUGAGGAGGAGCCUAUGCUCAUGGCUGGUAGUCUGCGCACUGCCAUUGACCGCUGCUUCGGGUUCAACACUAUGGAGGAGAUUAUCCAGGCUUUGGAGAAGGAAACCGAGCACAAGGAGUGGGCACAGAAGACAUUGGAGACCCUGUCAGGACGCUCCCCCGACUUCUCUGAAGGUGACCCUGCGCCAGAUGCGCCUAGGCAAGAAGUGGACCAUCUCAGAGACCUUCCAGCGCGAGCACGAGAUCGCUGCCAAGUUCAUGCGCCACCCUGAUUUCGUCGAAGGUGUCAAGGCCCGUCUGGUGUCCAAGCCUGCCCGCCAGGCCGAGUGGCAGCCCGCCACUCUCGAAGAGGUCUCGGAUAAAACCGUGAACAGCUUCUUCCAGAUCCCCAACAAGGCAUCCCGCCUUGCGCUUCUGAGCGAUGGAGAUUACAAAUACUACCCUCAUGCCCACUUCGCUCUUCCCUCCGAGAGAGAGAUUGAGCAGGUUGUGCGCCAAGGCCACGCAUCGCGGAGACCUGUGGUCGAUCACUUCCUCGAAAAAUAUGCCCACCGCGAGGGUGUGCGCCGAAAGGUUGUCGAGGUGAUUGCCCGACGGACGACGACAUCAGCUCCCGAAGGACUCAAGCCCCUAGAGCCUAGCCGGCGCUCAUCAGAAAGCAACAGUACCAUCAAUGUUUCCAGCAAUUUGUUACCGACAUCGGCGGAUGAUGCUUCGCCAACCUCAAAUGAUAUCCCAGCACCAGAAGCCCGCUCAGUACUAACACGCCUAUAUAUCUCGCACACUCUGUCAGCGUGGAACUCACGCAUGUUCGAAUUCGGCGCUGUGCUCUUCCUAGCCUCGAUAUUUCCAGGGACACUACUAUAUGCUUCGAUAUACGCUCUAGUGCGGGCGUUUUCAGCCGUCGCGCUAUCGUCCUGGUUGGGUGCGCAAGUUGAUCGUUCCGAUCGGCUUGUUGCUGUGAGGUAUUCUAUUGGUAAGUCGAUGUUGAUUUGGGUAUUGCACUGUGUUAUGUUUCGCCGUGUUAUCAUUCAGGGCCAAUGGCUAAUCAAACGAGUAGUGUGGCAAAGAGUCCCCGUCGCAGUGUCUUGUUUGUGCUUUGUGGCAACCGUAUCUACGGACUCUUGGGCGGUUACGAUCGCCUUGUUCGUUGUCCAGGGCUUGCUUGCUUGUAUAGAGAAAUUGGCCGCUACGGCUAAUACGGUGGCUGUGGAACGGGACUGGGCAAUUGUGAUCUCGGAUAGUAUCAAUGUCCCACGACAAGACUUGAACGCUUCAAUGAGACGAAUCGAUCUCUUCUGCAAACUACUAGCACCAGUAUUCAUCUCCUUAAUCGACAGCAUAUCAUCUCAAUACGCAAUUUGGACAGUAUUCACUCUGAACACCGCAUCCGUGCUAGUCGAAUAUAUGGCCAUUUCCCAGGUCUACCAAUCCGUCCCAGCCCUGACAAAGACACAAUCUCCAACAACACAAGCAGAUGAUAUAAAUAGAGCCGAUGAUCCCCAGGACAACGCAUCUCGCAAGAUCCUCAACUCCGUACCAGAGACACUAGCACCCUGGAAGGAAUACAUAGCCAGCCCCGUAUUCCUAGCAUCCUUCGCCCUGAGCCUGCUCUACCUAACAGUCCUAUCCUUCGGCGCAACAAUGACCACAUACCUGCUGGACACGGGCUUUACCUCGUUACAGGUUAGCUACAUGCGCAUCGGCGCCGUGGCCGCCGAGAUAUCUGGCACAUGGACAGCGCCUAUUAUCAUGAACCGGAUCGGACCCAUUCGGUCCGGGCUGUGGUUCCUCAACUGGCAAUUUGUUUGUGUGGCUGGUGCUGCGGUGGCUUUUGUUGCUUGGGACUCGAGCUCGCGGUUUGUGGCGGGUACGUUGAUUGCGGGCGUUGCUUUGAGUCGAAUUGGGCUUUGGGGAUUUGAUUUGUCUGUUCAGUUCCUUGUUCAGGAGAAUAUCCAGGAACACACUCGCGCCCGCUUCUCGGCGACGGAAAUGGCGCUGCAGAAUGUUUUCGAGAUGCUUUCUUUUGCUUCAACGAUUGUUUUUCCACUUCCGGCUCAGUUCGGGUAUCCGGUGAUGAUCAGUUCUGGGGCUGUGGCGGUCGCUGCUGUUUGUUUUGCGGCGUAUGUGCGCAAGGAACGAGGUCAUCUACUGCAUCGAUCACGGUGUAUGGGUGGGGAUAAAGUGUUAUAUCGAGCGGUUGAAUCCGGUUCGGUUUAG
Penicillium verrucosum is the source of this 3066-nucleotide messenger RNA. RefSeq lists its product as uncharacterized. Gene Ontology annotation, molecular function: iron ion transmembrane transporter activity; catalytic activity. Gene Ontology annotation, biological process: iron ion transmembrane transport. Gene Ontology annotation, cellular component: membrane. The transcript has 7 exons. The record is from RefSeq and is a predicted model, not a curated record. The coding region runs from base 1 to 3066 and encodes 1021 amino acids. NCBI's taxonomy places the organism in Eukaryota, Fungi, Ascomycota, Eurotiomycetes, Eurotiales, Aspergillaceae.